Molecule: messenger RNA, 3687 nt
Organism: Nicotiana tabacum (common tobacco)
Lineage: Eukaryota; Viridiplantae; Streptophyta; Magnoliopsida; Solanales; Solanaceae
Source: RefSeq, a predicted model, not a curated record
AGUCUUAAUAUACAGCUAUAAGACAAAAGUAAUUUCUGCUAAAGCACAUAGUUAGAAUACCAGACCUGUUUAGAUUAUUAUCUAGCAUUGAAGAGGUAAAAUAAAUCUCUUAGCACAUAUUAAUUUUAGAGACUUUUAAAAAUGGAGAUUGGCUUAGCAGUUGGUAGUGCAUUUAUCUCUUCAGGCCUUUCAGUUCUCUUUGAUAGGCUUGCUCCUCAGGGUGAGCUGCUCAAGAUGUUUCAGAGGGAAAAGCAUGAUUUUCGGCUAUUUAAGAAGCUGAGGAUGACUUUGCUUGGUCUUCAAGUUGUGCUAAGAGAUGCAGAGAACAAGCAGGCAUCAAAUUCGUACGUGAGCCAGUGGCUUAAUGAGCUUCAGGAUGCUGUGGACAAUGCUGAAAACUUAAUGGAAGAAAUCAAUUAUGAAGUUUUGAGACUUAAAGUGGAAGGUCAGCACAAUAUUGAAAAAAUAAGCAACCAACAGGUAAGUGACUUGAACUUGUGCUUGAGUGAUGAAUUUUAAGUUAACAUAAAAGAGAAAUUGGAAGACACCGUUGAAACGUUGGAGGAGUUGGAAAAACAAAUUGGUCGCCUUGACCUCAAAGCCUAUAUUGAUUCGGCUAAGCAAAGAAGUAUUAGACAAGAAACUUCUGUAGUUGAUGACUCUGAUAUCUUUGGUAGGCAAAAUGAAAUAGAGGAAUUGGUUGACCGUUUAUUGUCUAUUGAUGCAAAUGGGCAAAAUUUGGCUGUAAUUCCUAUUGUUGGAAUGGCUGGGAUUGGCAAAACAACUCUUGCUAAAGUUGUUUACAAUGAUGAGAAGGUGAAAGACCAUUUCGAUUUGAAAGCUUGGUUUUGUGUGUCUGAACCAUAUGAUGCUUCUAGAAUAACAAAAGGGUUACUUCAAGAAAUUGGAUCAUUUGACUCUAUGGUUGGUGAGUAUCUUAAUCAGCUUCAGAUCAAACUGAAGGAAAGCUUAAAAGGGAAAAAGUUUCUUAUUGUUUUAGAUGAUAUUUGGAAUAACAAAUACAUCGAGUGGGAUGACUUGAGAAAUCCUUUUGCACAAGGAGAAAUUGGAACUAAGAUCAUUGUGACGACACGUAAGGAGAGUGUUGCCUUGAUGAUGGGUAGUGGGGUUAUUAACGUGGGGACUCUAUCUAAUGAAGUCUCUUGGGAUUUAUUCAAACGACAUUCAUUAGAAAACAGGGAUCUCGAGGAACAUCCAAAACUUGAAGAGGUUGGUAAACAAAUUGCCACCAAGUGCAAAGGAUUGCCUUUAGCUCUGAAGGCACUUGCAGGUAUGUUACGCUCCAAAUCAGAGGUAGAAGAAUGGAGAGACAUUCUAAGAAGUGAAAUAUGGGAGCUGCCAAGUCGUUCGAAUGACAUCUUACCAGCAUUGAUGUUGAGCUACAAUGAUCUUCCUGUACAUUUAAAGCGAUGCUUUGCCUAUUGUGCAAUAUUUCCCAAAGAUCAUCUAUUUUGCAAAGAACAAGUUAUUAAUCUGUGGAUUGCUAAUGGUCUUGUACAGUGGUUACAGAAAGAUGAAUCAAUUGAAGAGUCAGGAAACCAAUACUUUCUCGAGUUGAGAUCAAGAUCAUUGUUCGAAAGGGUCCCUACGUCUUUUCCAACGGGGACUGAGAUGUUCUUAAUGCAUGACCUUGUCAAUGAUCUGGCCCAAAUUGCAUGUUCAAAUCUUUGCUUCAGGUUGGAAAACAACGAAGGAUCUCAUAUAUUGGAACAAACUCGACACUUAUCAUAUUCAAUGAGCUUUGGAGAAUUUGAGAAAUUGAAAUCCCUGUGCAAAUUGGAGCAAUUGAGGACAUUGCUUCCCAUAAGCAUGAAUCGCUUUUUUCCCAUUUACGACCUAAGUAAUAGGGUGUUGCAUAAGAUAUUGCCAAGAUUAACAUCAUUAAGGGCACUAUCAUUAUCUGGUUAUAACAUUAAGGAGUUGCCCAAUGCCUUGUUUAUCAAAUUAAAACUCCUAAGAUUUUUGGACCUUUCUUGGACAGCGAUAAACAAGUUUAACUUGGAGACACUUCUCUUAUCAUAUUGCCUUAAUCUUGAGGAGCUCAACCACAUGGAAAAGUUGAGCAACUUGCGUCACCUUGAUAUUAGCAACAUUCCUCGCUUGAAGAUGCCGCUAUAUCUAAGCAAGUUGAAAAGCCUUCAUGUGCUAGUGGGAGCUAAAUUUCUUCUAGGUGAUUGCAGCGGUUCAAGAAUCGGAGAUCUGGAUCAACUACAUAACUUAUAUGGAUCUCUAUCAAUUCUAGAGUUGCAAAAUGUGGUUGAUAGAAGGGAAGUUGUGAAGGCAAACAUGAGAGAAAAAAAUCACGUUGAACAGUUAUCAUUGAAGUGGAGCGAAAGUAUUGCUGAGAACUCACAAAAUGAGAGAGACAUACUUGAUGAGUUACAACCAAAUACAAACAUAAAAAUACUCCGAACCACGGGAUACAGAGGGACAAAAUUUCCAGAUUGGCUAGCUGCUCAUUCGUUUCUUAAGCUGGUAGAAAUGUAUCUUAGCAACUGCAUGGAUUGUGAUUCCUUGCCAGCACUAGGACAACUUCCUUCUUUGAAUGCCCUUGCCAUCAGAGGGAUGCAUCGAAUAACUGAGGUGACUGAAGAAUUCUAUGGUGGUUUGUCUUCCAAAAAGCCAUUUAACUCUCUUAAGUCGCUUGAAUUUGCAAAUAUGCUGGAGUGGAAGCAGUGGCAUAUACUAGGGAAUGGAGAGUUCCCAACACUUAAGAGACUUACAAUUAAAGGUUGCCCCAAGUUGAUUGGGAAGUUGCCUGAAAAUCUUUGUUCUUUGACAGUAUUGAUAAUUUCAAAAUGUCCUCGACUCAUUUUGGAGACACCUAUCCAACUUUUAAGUUUAGAUUGGCUUCAAGUUGUUGGUUCUCCUAAUCUUGGAAUUCUUUUUGAUGAUGCUCAAAUGUUUACAUCCCAAAUUCAGGGAAUGAAGCAGAUAGCUUCACUAAAUAUUGAUGAUUGCCACUCUAUUACCUCUAUACGUAUUAGCAGUCUUCCAAAUACCAACAGAUUCAGAAUUAAACGUUGUCAUCUCCUUGCACGGCUUUUGAUUCCCACUGGGAUCGAAGAUCUGAAAAUUGAUGAAUGUGAGAAUCUUGAAACAAUUUCAGCUAUAUGCACGAUUCAGAUGACCUCGUUGUGUUAUUUGUUUAUUUACAAAUGCCAAAAGCUGAAAUCAUUGCCAGAACGUAUGCAGGAACUCCUUCCAUCUCUUAAACGUCUCUCCCUGCGUUAUUGUCCAGAAAUUGAGUCCUUUCCUGAAGGAGGACUACCCUUCAAUUUAGAAGUCCUUCUGAUCGAGUAUUGCAAGAAACUGGUGAAUGGCCAAAAGGAGUGGGUUUUACAGAUACUCCGCCGUCUCACAGAUUUAACCAUCAUUCAUGAUGGUAGUGACGAAGAGAUUCUUGCUGAUGAAAAUUGGGAAUUUCCUUUCUCCAUUCGACGUUUUGAAGUAAAUAAUCUGAAAACCUUAAGCAGCCAAGUUCUCAAAAGCCUCACUUCUCUGAAACGUCUAUCUAUUCGUAAUUCACCUCAAGUUUGGUCACUACUCGAAGAAGGUAUUCCCUCGUCGCUCACUUCACUUCGAAGUCUAGAUAUCGGGUACUGCGAUCAGCUCCAAUCUAUUCCAGAAUCAGCAAUUCCUGAUGAUGUCCAUCUCAUUGAAGAA